Megalobrama amblycephala (Wuchang bream) is the source of this 2207-nucleotide messenger RNA. RefSeq lists its product as uncharacterized. Bases 712 to 1950 code for a protein of 412 amino acids. The record is from RefSeq and is a predicted model, not a curated record. The transcript is spliced from 6 exons. Lineage: Eukaryota; Metazoa; Chordata; Actinopteri; Cypriniformes; Xenocyprididae.
AAAGUCAUUGAGACUUAUUUGCACUACCGUUUCUGACUACCAUCUCUCAUAUGUCAUAUAUUUGCCAUUUUAUAUCUGCAUUUUUAUAUUCUUUAACUUUAUUAAUAUCAUAAAUAUGUUUAUUUGCACUACCGUUAUGCACAAGCGCCAUAUACUGUCAGAGAUUGAAUUUGUUCACUCUGCGCAUCACCAGUGAAAAUGACUUGGGUAUGAACACAAAAAACAUCUCAUAGAACGCUGGCAAUAAGUGCGUGUGAUAUUUGUCACUUGCUCACUUGUUUGAACUUUGGAGGACAUUCUAUUUUGGUUAUUUUAUGGUUGUGCUUGUCCUGAAUGUUCCCUGAUGCUGUGUACUAGUAAAACCCUAUGAAACCGUGACUCAAGGUGGCCCCAGCCCCCCACACACCGAAGUUCAAUUCCAGUAAGCACAGUCACACUCAAUUAUCUCAUGUUUCUUUGGAAGUCAUUUUCUCUGAGGGUGGAAGCAGGGUGGUCAUGCCUCUAGUAUAAAAGCACCAGAUACCUUGUUCUCCAUUUCACUUACUAAAACAAAGUAUGUCAGUUACACUUAACAUUUUAUAAUAAUUUACAGAUAUCCUUCCAGUUAUAUAUUGUACUUUCUGAAACAUUUUUAAACCAAACAAAACUUUUCUGCUUUCAGUACAUUGUAGGACAUUUCAUUGCACAAAUUUCUGUGUCAACCUACUAAGGAUGGCUGAUAGCAAAAUGGCUGUGACCCAAUGGAGCCCGGUGUUUGUACAAGAUCUUCUCCCUGCUGCAGAGAAGACAGCCCUUCUCUACCAUCUCUCUUACCUGUGCCUGGCCAACUUCCCCAACCUGGAGAGAAUCAUCCGGAGUCGGGCUUUGGAAACCCAGCUUCUGUUUGGCUCCUCUGAUGCAACUAUGUUGAAAUGUAUUUUGACCAGUGAAAAUCUGGUUCAGUCGCUGUUUCCCAUGUUGACAAAAGCUGUGGAGAAAAAUAAGGCGGUUUUGGCAGUUAAAUUCUUAGGAAAAGCACAAGUCUGGAUCAAAGACAUUAUCGCUGAAGUGGACAAGAUAGUGGAAAAGUAUGAUUUACACAACAAAGAUGUUGCAUCAUCCACCAGUGAUGUUAUCAAGGAGAAAAUUGAUACAGAUAAAAAGAUUACAGUACAAGACCAGGAGUUGAAGCAGACUGAAAUAACCCUGAAUGGUCUAAAAUGUGAACUGAAAAAAAUCACAGAAGAGCUUGCUGAAACUGAGAAAAAGAUAAACAGCAAAAUCCAAGAGAUUCAAAACUUUGCCAGAUCCAUAACCCAAACAAGUAGAGGCCUCGGCAUCUUCGCUGCACUCGUUCCAUUCAUCGGGCUACUUGUUAAAAGCAUUUAUGAUGCUGUUCAUGAUCCUAAAAAUAUUGCACGAAUGAAGGCUCUUGAAGCUGAAUUGAAUUGUCACAUCGCUGAUAAAACUGCUCUGAAACAAAAACAGUGGCAGCUCCAACUCAAGAUCAUUGAUUGGCAGAUGAAGGCUGCCCAAGCCAGUUUUGACCGGAAUUCCAUACCCAACCCCAUCUAUCUAAAUGAUGUUCAGAGUAGCUUGUCAAAAAUUCAGGCAAUUCUGAUUCAGCUCAAACACUUCUGGGAGAGUGUUGCUCAAAUGCUGGACUACUUGGAAAAAAAGACCUUUGUUGGAGAAGAUCUUAUUGAAGACCUUGCUGACCUAAAAGAUGAAUUUCUAGAAUCAAUCGAAACAGCCAAAGAGGCUUGGGGCAGUUUUGGUGCAGGCUGUAAGAAAGCAUCUGUCAUCUUUAAGCUCCAAACCAAAGAUUCCUACAGGUUUCUGGAGGUCAGUCCUUCCUGUCUUUCCAAGGUGGAGUGGGAAAAUGAGUACAAAUGUGUAAAGGAAAGACUGGAGAAUAUAGACCCACCAAAAAGUGUGCCAUCCUGUGUUACACCUGCUAUUUGUCAAUGAUCAGAGCACUGACACACACAAGUACAUCAUCCUAUUUGAUUUCUGUCUCGUGAUGCUGGUAACCUGCUGAUGAUGUUUAGCUUUGUUAAAUGCUGUACUUGUAAACUGCAGAGUUCUACUCGAAUACAUAAUAUCUAAAACACUCUGUAUACUAUGUAUACUCCUGUCCUUAUGUGUCAUCUCUUUAUGAGCUCUUGCAAAAAGACUCUUGUUUAAUGGAUAAAAAUGGAUGAAUAGUUUUCCCAAUAAAGUUUGAU